CACCACCAGCAGCAGCAGCAGCAGCAGCAGAGAGAGCCUACCGAAGAGGACGAGACGCCGCUGGAGGAGCAGAGGAGUGCACUGCGUCUUCAGCGAUCCGAUAAAGAAGGCACUGCGGACUACCACUAUGGACCUGCAGCAUCCCGGUGUUUCUCAAGAUUCCUAGUUUUUUGAUCUGCAGCUGAGUCUCCUGAACUCCCAGCCGUGAGCAGCGCCGGUCUGACUGAACCCCCAGCAGGUCCUGUCUUGCCUUAUGAUGAUGUCAGUGGACGUGACCAAUCGCAAUGGCCCUGCUGCCACGCCUCCCUCCUCUCUUAGCCUCCGCUCUUCACACAAUCAACUACUCAAUGGCGACGUCAUCAAGCAAGGCUCGGCCACGCCCCCCAAGUGUCGCAAAAAGUAUGCACUCACCAGCCUCCAGGCUGCCAUGGGCCUUGGAGAAAACGGACCACCUUCAUCAUCGCCAUCGUCGUCCCCGUCGCAGCCUGGAGCCCCCAAUAAUCCCAAACUAGCCAAGAAUGGGGCCAACCAGCUGCGUAAAGCCGGCCAGGACCACAAUAAAAACACAACUGACCUUGACCCAACUGACUCAGAGUGUAGUCCAGAACCUUCGGCUGAUGAUCCCAACGUUAACACGGUAGAAGAGCAGGACGGUGUCUCUCUCACCAACAAUGACCGAGCGCAAGAUAUGUUUGAGUUGGAUGGCCAGCAGCAGCCAGGGUCCACCAUGGAUGCUGAGUCUGAACAGAAAACCGAAUCAGACGCUGAAUGUACCGUGAACAGGACAGGGGAGACGAAACUGAACAGCAACAUGGCGGAUUUAGACUUUGACUUGAACGUUGAGGGGGAGGAGCCUGACGACAUAAGCAUCCUGUCUGAAAAGGAAAUCCCAUCAAAGAUGAAAAUAGAGGAAGAAGAGGUGGUUGAUGAGCUGGAGUACGAGGAGAAGAAGCCUCUGCUGAAUCUGGAGAGUGAUUCUCCUUUGAAGGAGGGCAAAGUUUCUCCAGGCUCUGAAAUCAUCACCGAACUCCAAUCCAACCUCGCGCUCCUCCAAUCAGGAAGGAGCUCCAGGGUUCCUCCCCCGCUCUCCCCGCCAAGGCAAGGCAGCCCAGAAGACUCUCCCCUGCUCUCUGCUGCCUCCUGCCCCUCCUCUUCCUCCUCCUCUCCAGAGACAAAGAAGGACAGGAGGACUGGAGCAAAGACAGACUGUGCUUUGAACCGCAUCCAGAAUCUAAACCCCAGUGAUGAAGAGUUGAGCUGGACUACCCUGUCCCAGGACAGCAACUCCCCCGAGGAGACAGAUAUCUGGAGUGAGCAGUCGUUCCAGACCGAUCCCGACCUGCCUCCAGGAUGGAAGAAGAUCACAGACAUGGCCGGUAUCUACUACUGGCACAUUCCUACAGGCACCACCCAGUGGGAGCGGCCCUCCGCCCAUCCACCUCCACCCGGACAGACUGAGGGCCCGGCCCUGGCCGACCCCAUGGCCCCCGCCCCACGUAAACCCUCCGUGAGCUCCCUCAGCUCCUUGCCCACUCCAGACCUCGAGUCAUGCCAGGCAGAGAUCUUCUUUAGGUCGUCGACUCGUUCGGGGAGCACGACCUCUGACAGCUCGGUGGAGCCUCUGUCCACUCAUGAGUCCACCCUCGCCACGUGUGGGUUUGUCAACAGCUGCUACUUCCCCCGUUCCACGUCUCUGCAGGAGACACCGGAACAAGAGAGUCGUUCUCAGCAUCAUGAAGACGACGACAAGAAGCAGGUGUGGAGUGAAUUUGGAGGGAAAAUUGAUAGUGAAGUGUGGAAGGACCUGCAGGCGGCCACGGUGAACCCUGACCCCAGUCUGAAAGAGUUUGAGGGUGCCACGCUUCGCUACGCUUCUCUCAAGCUGAGGAACCGUCCAGCCACGGAGGAAAAUGAGUCCAGCAGCGUGAACAGUGACCCGGAGACCAAGUGUUUUGCGGUGCGCUCUCUGGGUUGGGUAGAGAUGGCCGAGGAGGACCUGGCUCCCGGGAAGAGCAGCGUGGCCGUCAACAACUGCAUCCGCCAGCUGUCCUACUGCAAGAAUGACAUACGGGACACAGUGGGCAUCUGGGGCGAGGGGAAGGACAUGUACCUGGUGUUGGAGAACAACAUGUUGAACCUGGUCGACCCUAUGGAUCGCAGUGUGCUUCAUUCCCAGCCCAUUGCCAGUAUCCGUGUCUGGGGCGUUGGCCGAGACAACGGCAGAGAGAGGGAUUUUGCAUAUGUGGCGCGGGACAAAAACACCAGGAUCCUGAAAUGUCAUGUGUUCCGUUGUGACACGCCGGCCAAAGCCAUCGCCACAAGCCUGCACGAGAUCUGCUCCAGGAUAAUGACAGAGCGAAAGAAUGCCAAAGCCAUGGCGGGAGGUUCACUCCAGGACAGGAUGCAGGCGGGGCUGGAUCUCCCUUUACAAGAGUUCCCCACACCAAAGACCGAGCUGGUUCAGAAAUUUCAGGUGCUCUACCUGGGUAUGAUGCCUGUGGCCCGGCCAAUAGGCAUGGACACGCUGAACGGAGCUAUUGACAGUCUCAUUGGCUCUUCCAACAAAGAGGACUGGACUCCUGUGGCCCUUAAUGUGGCAGAUGCCACUGUGACCAUCAGCAAAGACAAGGACGAAGAGGAAGUGCUGGUGGAGUGCCGCGUCCGUUUCCUGUCUUUCAUGGGCGUCGGCCGUGACGUGCACACGUUUGCCUUCAUCAUGGACGCCGGCAGCCAUCGCUUUGACUGCCAUGUCUUCUGGUGUGAGCCCAACGCUGGAAGUGUGUCUGAAGCCGUGCAGGCAGCUUGUAUGCUGCGGUAUCAGAAAUGUCUGGUGGCCCGGCCGCCCUCCCAGAAGGCCUGCGGCUCGUCGCCGCCCGGCGACUCCGUGUCCCGCCGGGUGUCCACCAGCGUGAAGCGAGGCGUCCUGUCUCUCAUCGACACCCUCAAGCAGAAGAGGCCCGUCACAGAGCUGCCGCAGUAACGCCGCCUCUUUGACCCGCCUCCUAGUAACCAUGGAAACUUCAUCGCUUCGCUGCCGACGCCCCGUCGCCAUCACCGACUCCAGCAACAAUAGAAUAGCUACAGCUUUUUUUUGUUUGUUUUUUUUUUUUUUUUUUGGAAGCAAAUCCUAAGAGUUUUUGAGUUGAGUAGCAACAACAAAAAAAAACGAUCCAAACCACACGGGAGCGUCGGAGUUAGUCGUGUACGUUUGCUCUCGUGUCUCUCAGUGACUGCGUGGGGAGGAGAGGGAACGACCUGAGGGAUCAGGAGGCGCUCCCCUCAAAGCACAGCACGCGUGCUGAUGACCGAGCUCAUCGCUGACCAAAACGUUCGUCUCUCCGUGCUUCCUGUGUGCCCGUGUCCGCAUGACGCUCCACGCCAGGCCACGCUCCCCGUCAUCCGCUAACCUGUAGUGGCUCUCCAACCCUCCCCGAUGCCCCGCCGCUCGUCGUCAUUCAGUAGAUCUAAACCUCAGAACAAAACUAAGAGAGCGACGAGUGAGAAAAGCCAUCUUGUUCCUGGAGGAAUGAAGGAAGCUGCUACAGACCCGAGAGAUUCCAGCGCGACCUGUUUUGCUGAGCGUGCAUGAAGUCUUUUUUUUUUUAUUUUAUCUAAAUGUGAACCAUUCUAAACAAUGUGGAAACAGUGCUGCUGCUUUCAGAGACCGGGGGAGGAGAAUCAGAAGGCCGCAGAUUUUAUUUUUUUAUUUUCCGGGGUUCGGAACGAACGGUGAGACGGCACCUGACUCGUCCUUCAUAUCCUUACUGUUUACAUUUUGAUUUUUGUUUUUUUAGUUCUGUUCGUGUUUUAAAAAAAGAAAAGAAAAAAGAAAAAAAAAGACAGAUUAUAGCCAUAACGUAGGAAGAGCUGUGGACAGCGUUCCCUCUCUGGUCGGCAGUGCCAGACUUGCUGCUUCAAACGCAGCAGAGACAUCAGCAUGCUGGAGGGAGAUCUGACUGAUCGUUUCUCUUCAGUCCCACCUCACUCCCUGGAGACGUUGGGUCAUCUAAUAAAGGGGGAUCGCCUGGAGGAAGAGAAAGGAGACCUUAGGAAUGUGUUUUUCCAUCUCUGUGGGAUUGUUUGGGCUUAAGCCUUGAAAAGAAAGGAAGCGAUUUAUCCCUCAGCCUUCUCUGUUUUCAAGGGGAAAAGCCCACCAGAAUGUUGGAGGGGCUCAAACCGAGCGGGACUUUAUCAGGCUGCUGUCCAUCUAUAGGGUUCUUCCAUAGGAGAGAGAGAGCUUUUAUUUAAAAAGGAAAAAAAAAAAACUCUUCUUUUGACUUUGUUUUCUCUAGUGCCAUAAAUUCACUAGAUUUCGGUCUGUUCUCAAGAAACAGAAACCUCCUUUCCACUUGGCAGGCUCUGUACUCUCGCGUAUCUAACCUGCUUGGAUGUCAGUCUAUUAUUCCACCUAAAACCUCAAACGCAGUUUGCUAUGCCCCGCCUCCAUGACAUCAUCCAAUCACAGGCUGAAAAGCUUUUAAUUCAGAUUAUUUAGAGGUCGGAAAGAGUUUAACGAACAGUCAAGUUGUAGAUCUGACUGGCCUUACAGCGAGAACUUAAGGAGGGCGGGGCUUAGCAAACUAAUUGUCAUAAAUCAAAUGUCCUAUCACAGCGUUAGUGUACCACCACAAGGAAACUGUUGGCUUUUGACUAUAUUCUCAAACAUGCAAGUUUAAUAUAUAUAGGAAUGAAAUGCUUGAACCACAAAAAUCUGUAAAUUAUUAAAUCAUUCUAUUUUAUUUUCUGUGGGGAAAUUAAAUCCACUCAAGGCCUGAAAGGCUUGACGUCCUUUCUUUAAAGGUUUUAACUCAUGUUUUCAGUAGAUGCAGAAACACUUUAAAUCCCUCAACAUGCUCAAAGGAUUUAUAAGCUAGCUUUAUAAAGUAUUGUUCUUCAUUUACCUGCUUUAUAAUAAUAAUAAUAAUAAUAAUUCAACUUUAUUGAUAAAGCACCUUCCAACAUAGCCUAGCAUUGACCAAAGUGCUUUACAAAAUAAAACAAAUAAAUACAAAAAAAGUAGAAAAGAAGAGUGCCAGUUAAAAUACAACCACAAUAAAAAGAUAAAACAAUAUAAAAGUUAAACAUCAAAAGCCCUUUUAAGUAAAUGGGUCUUAAAUUUGGCUUUGACCAGGUCAGAGAUGGUGCGCAGCUGAAAUUACGAUUUAACAGUAAUGUCUGAAUCUGGUCAUUUAUUCAUUUUUAAAUUGCAAACGAACUAUGGGAUUGAUCAAUGGCGUUAUGAGACGCUGCUGUGAAGCAGCGUCUCACGAGGCGGCAGCCAGUCCCGCCUGACAACAGAAGUCUGAAUGCCAACUGGUAAAGUUGGAUCUCCACCAGCAGUGCAGAGCUUUUGGCCAACAUGGCUGCCAUGCAUAUAAGGUUAAGUGAAAGUAACCUGGAUAAAUCAUUUAUCAGCACUCCAGAGGGUUUGUGUGUUGUCCCUGCGUGCCUUUUUGUGUUCUGUCCAAGGUUUUUUUUUUUUUUUUUGUUGCUGGAAGAGAGGAAAAUACCAGAUAACACUAGCAUAUACAAUUUGAUCCCUAAAUAAACUACCCUGCCAUUGUUUAAAAAAAUGUUACAGUUUUUUAUUGGCUGUGGUGAAAAUGCAGUCAGUUGGCUCAUACCAAAGACCUGGAGGCUUCAAAUGCAGUUUUAAAACGUAUGAAAUUUCAGUUAAGAAAUGAAAAAAGCUAAAGUAAAACAAGUCAAAGUAAAAUUAUCUGUGAUUAGAAAUUGUUUGACAUACUUUCUGAUUUGUGACACCAGUGCUGUAUUUGUAAAACAAACAAACAAACAAAAAAAAACAACAGAAAUGUCAAUCCCUUAUUUUUUUUUAAUACUGUCAGAUCCUCUAUUGGCUAUCGUGUCGUCUUGUCAGGGUCAAUCACUCGCCUGCUGAGACUUGCUGGAAAAAGCCAACACUUUCCCUGUGGUGGACAGACCUGAGAUAUGAGCGCUGGUGCAUCUCUCUUCUUGUCUUCGCCCGUAGUUUAUGAGCUCCAAAGCAAAAUCACGCAACUUCAAGGAGCUUUCUAUUCUGACAGAGACUGAUGGGAAAAUUCAGCCAAUUCUCCGUUUUCACCGAAUGAUGUUGACGUGUGAAUAAGACGACGUCUGUUUGUACAGAAAACCCGCUCAGUGUAACAUUUAUUAUUGUUAUAAGCUAUGUCUUUAUUUUUGAAUGUCUCUUUAUUUUCCUAUACGUUAUUACAAGAAAGUUUGCCUUUUCUGAAUCAUACCAAAUGGCCAAAGUGUAAAAUACGUAUAUAAAUUGUUGUAGAUAUGAAAAUAUGAGAGCAGGUGAAUGAAAAGGUGAGGAGGCUGAUAGGAAAUUUUUACACUUAAGUUGAUGCUGAAUUUAACUGUGCGAUUUUUAUCUAUGCAUUCUUUUGAUCUGGAGAAGAAGGAACGUCACGAAGGAGCGUUGCAUGUCCUCAGACGGUCGAAAGAGAGACUCAAAUUUAUUGAACAGAACAAUUUUUUUAUUUUAUUUAUUCUAUUUUAUAAACCGUAUAUACGGAUUUUAUUAGUUGGGGCUAGUCUUGUGACGCUGGGGCUAGUACUUCAGACCCUGGUUGACUCUCAGACAUCGUAACAAAGUCCUGGCUUGGAGAAACAAGGAAAUAAAGGAAUAUAUCUUCACCCUGUACAGUGAUUCACUUCCCGCUGAGGGUCCACUGCUGCUCAGAGUGUCAGAAAGAGGGCGAGGAGGGGCAGCAGGAGUGGACUCGCAGCCUUUCUGUCGAACUCACACAGACACACACAGUCCCGUCGAUGGAUGUGUUAGCUUCCGUUUGCUGCUCACUGAUUUGUACACUUUAGCAAUGUAACCGAUUGUGAGAAUAAAUGGUAUAAAACACA
Molecule: messenger RNA, 6861 nt
Organism: Fundulus heteroclitus (mummichog)
Lineage: Eukaryota; Metazoa; Chordata; Actinopteri; Cyprinodontiformes; Fundulidae
Gene: apbb2b
Product: amyloid beta (A4) precursor protein-binding, family B, member 2b
Exons: 19
Coding region: 254-2980 (908 amino acids)
Biological process (GO): regulation of DNA-templated transcription
Cellular component (GO): cytoplasm; nucleus
Molecular function (GO): transcription factor binding; amyloid-beta binding
Source: RefSeq, a predicted model, not a curated record